Hordeum vulgare subsp. vulgare (domesticated barley) is the source of this 1335-nucleotide messenger RNA. RefSeq lists its product as uncharacterized. The record is from RefSeq and is a predicted model, not a curated record. Bases 297 to 1019 code for a protein of 240 amino acids. The transcript is spliced from 4 exons. NCBI's taxonomy places the organism in Eukaryota, Viridiplantae, Streptophyta, Magnoliopsida, Poales, Poaceae.
CCAUCCAACCCACCGGUCCACCAAACCCUAGGCUUCGCUCCACUUUCCUCCGUCUUCCUCCUCCGCUCGUAUCCACCCAACCAGCCGGCGGCGGCCACCUCUCCCCUACCCCCACCGAUGACCUACCGACCUCCAACCUCUACCCCACUGCCGGCACACCCAACCCUCUCCUCUCCCGAGCCGCCGAGUCCAACCUCCACAGCUCUCACCCGCAACCCGAAACCCUAGCUCGUGCACAUGGCGACGAGGCUCUGGAUCCACAGGCCGGAGGUGCAGCUCUGGAUUUGACCCGGACGAUGCCAUCAACGGAGAGCGCGGCGGGGCUGCGGACGUCGGAGUUCGCGCUGCCGGACGGCGUGCUGGCGGUGCUGUCGUGGGACCCCUACGAGCAACUGGAUGUGGCGCGCCGCAUCACCGCGCUGGCCGUCGCCGGCUGGGUCACCGGGCUCGAGUGCGAGGUGGCGCGGCUCAGGGAGGGCGCCGCCGACAGGGAACAGGAGAACGUCGAGCCGUGGGACGUCGAGAGCACGGAGGUCGCUGGUCCUGGCCAUGCGGGUGCUCCCGCUAGCCCUCACUGCCGCCAUCUUCUCCGGCGCCACCGCCAUCGUCAUCUACAUCUCCGGCCUCUUGGAGUCGGACCUGGCGGCGCUUGCCGCGCUGCAGGGAGGGUUCAUCAAACGGGAAAUCAACAGGGAGAAUGUCGGUUUCUCGCUACUUUUCGUGCUUGUAGCCGCUAUUCUGGGCAUCCUACUAGGAUUUUUCAUGAAGAGAUGAGCCUGUGUAACAAUGCAGGAGCAAACACAUUGAUCACUUCUGCCAGAAAUAUUUGGAGCACAAGGUCGAGGAGCAUCCUCAACGAACCAAAGUCCUCGGCCAUCAUCGGCAGCCACAACGUCAACCUCCAUGAUUUAGCCAUUGGCCGUCGCAGCAAAUGCAGGUUUUUCUCAAGGUCAGUUAUGCCAUCAUCUUCUCUCUGGUGGUCACCAUUCUCUUCCCCCCUCCAUUAUCUUUCAUACUGAGAUGGAAGAGAAGAUGACUGCUAAUGUACAAGAAGGCGAAGAGCGAAAGUCUUCUUUUUCAAUUGUUGCAGAAGUUCUGACCAAGCAUCGCGCAUCAAGCAAAACAGAUUUUGGUAGUAGUUUUUGUGCACUUGAUAGCAGAUUUUGUGAUAGCACCUGGUUUGGUAGCAGAUUUUGUGAUAGCACUUGGUUUGGUAGUAGAUUUUGUGCACUUGGUUGUGUAAUUUUGUACCAGAUUGUGCUACAGGUUUGGUAGCAGAUUUUGGUUGUGCUACAGGUUUUGGCUAUAUUAUGAGAUCUUGAAAUGUGCUUCAAA